This is a messenger RNA of Labrus bergylta (ballan wrasse), 2406 nucleotides long. It is a transcript of the gene pgm1, whose product is annotated as phosphoglucomutase 1. Lineage: Eukaryota; Metazoa; Chordata; Actinopteri; Labriformes; Labridae. The record is from RefSeq and is a predicted model, not a curated record. Gene Ontology annotation, biological process: carbohydrate metabolic process. Gene Ontology annotation, molecular function: magnesium ion binding; phosphoglucomutase activity. Gene Ontology annotation, cellular component: cytosol.
GUCGCCUCGCUUGCUUGCUUGCUUGCUGCUGCUGCAGACUGCGGACCACACACACACACACACACACACACUGGUGACCAUUAGGUGCUCACUUUGGGUGUCGACAAAAUGGUGAAAAUAACAACAGUGAAGACCAAGCCGUACACGGACCAGAAGCCGGGGACGAGCGGUCUGAGAAAGAGGGUGACGGUGUUUCAACAGAACCAGCACUAUGCGGAGAACUUCAUCCAGAGCACCCUGUCUGUCAUCGAGCCCGCAGAGCGCCAGGCUGCCACCGUGGUGGUGGGAGGAGACGGCAGGUUCUUCAUGAAAGACGCCAUUCAGCUCAUCGUCCAGAUUGCUGCUGCCAACGGGAUUGGUAAUCUGGUGAUUGGUCAGGAUGGCAUCAUGUCCACCCCAGCCGUCUCCUGUGUGAUCCGCAAGAUAAAGGCGGUGGGGGGUAUCAUCCUCACAGCCAGCCACAACCCCGGAGGCCCCAACGGAGACUUUGGCAUUAAGUACAACAUCUCCAGUGGAGGACCUGCUCCAGAGGGAAUCACAAACAAAAUAUAUGAAGUCAGCAAAGGCCUGCAGGAGUAUCACAUCUGCCCGGAGCUGAAGGUUGAUCUCUCCAAAAUCGGAAAACAGACCUUUGAGGUGGAAACUUUCAAACCUUUCACAGUGGAGAUCGUGGACUCUGUGGAGGCCUACGCUGAGAUGCUGAGGGGCAUCUUUGACUUUGCUGCGCUGAAGGAGCUUCUCUCCGGAGCUAACCACAUCAACGUCCGCCUGGACGCCAUGCAUGGAGUGGUCGGUCCCUAUGUGAAGAAGAUCGUCUGUGAAGAACUCGGUUCUCCUGCAAACUCUGCCGUCAACUGUGUCCCUAAGGAGGACUUCGGAGGACACCACCCUGACCCCAAUCUGACGUACGCCGCCGAUCUGGUCAACGCCAUGAAAGGAGGAGAGUACGACUUUGGAGCUGCUUUUGACGGUGAUGGUGACCGGAACAUGGUGCUGGGUAAAAAGGGCUUUUUCGUCAACCCCUCAGACUCUGUGGCUGUCAUCGCUGCAAACAUCACCAGCAUCCCUUACUUCCAGAAGACUGGUGUGAAGGGACUGGCCCGCAGUAUGCCCACCAGUGGAGCUCUGGACAAUGUGGCUAAAGCUCUUCAGAUGCAGCUGUACGAGACUCCGACCGGUUGGAAGUUCUUCGGCAAUCUGAUGGAUGCGGGCAAACUGUCACUGUGUGGAGAGGAGAGCUUCGGCACAGGUUCAGAUCAUAUCCGCGAGAAGGACGGUUUGUGGGCGGUGCUUGCGUGGCUGUCGAUCUUAGCCACCAGGAAACAGAGCGUGGAAGAGAUCAUGAAGGAUCACUGGCAGAAGUUCGGCAGGAACUUCUUCACAAGGUACGACUACGAGGAGGUGGACUCCGAUGCUGCCAACAAGAUGAUCAAGGAUCUGGAGACGGCCAUGUUCGACCCAUCCUUCGUAGGGAAGAAGUUCUCCUCGGGGGAUAAGACGUACGAGGUGGCUGUCGCUGAUAACUUCGCCUACACGGACCCUGUGGAUGGAAGUGUGUCCAAAAACCAGGGUUUGAGGAUCAUCUUCUCCGAUGGUUCUAGGAUUAUUUUCCGUCUCAGCGGUACGGGCAGCGCGGGGGCAACAGUCAGGCUCUACAUAGACAGCUACGAGAAGGACCCCCAGAAGAUUUACCAGGACCCACAGGUGAUGCUGGCCCCUCUGGUAGACAUCGCCCUGAAGGUCUCCCAGCUCCACGAGAGGACUGGACGCUCAGGUCCCACUGUGAUCACAUGAUUCCUCUGCCACACUGCCUCCGCACCCCCCUCCCCCCACUCUCUCUCUGGGGGUGAAGCUGCCCUUGAAUGCUGUCUUGGCUUCAGUUCCUGGCCCUUUAGACAAAAAACUGAAACCUAACAUGGAAGGCAGACUACAAGAAACACAUCUCUAUUAGAGGUUAACCACUGCCAUUAUCUAGUGUUAAAGUAUGAGAACACUGUUUCCCUGUCACAUGUUCAAACAAAUAUGUAGCUUUUUAUGCAGUAGCAACAAGUUUGUCUUUGAAGUCUCAUAUUUGAUUCAUGUGUUCAAAGGAAAACGCAAAAAAAAGCAAAAUCAAUGUGCGGACUCGAACGCUUGAACAGAAUGUGCCUCGUGUAGUUUCUGUAUCCAUGUUCAACUAUAUGUUAUUGUCCAGGUCUGUUUCUGAAACAUAUCAUUAAAUGGAGAAACUGCCAAACUGGCCAUAGAUCAGCAAUUUGGGGGGCAAUCUCAUCCCCCCUACGUUUCCCUUAUCUGACCUGGUGCCUUCCCCUUCCGUCUGUUAUCUACAACCACCAAAGUAGCCUCUAAACCUCAACCAUGAACCGACACAUCCAGCGUUAAUAAAAUAACCCUACAUAAAGGAAA